UUUCCGUUUUCUAUUUUAUUAUCUGUGCACGUCUUCAAGAGAUUUCUAUUUCUUUUAGGUGAAGGUUAACAAGGCCCAUAAGAUGAAACUUCUAUUCCUCAUAACUUGUGUACUAUGCGCAUUUUCGGUGAACUGUGAUACCCCUAGCCUGCCAAUCGAAAGGCCAGCAGACAUUCGUACAGAAAUCCCACCAUCUGAUAUAGUUUCUCCAGAGGGCCAAACUAUCAUCAUCGUAGACGAAGACCCGAUUAUUAAUUCACCAACGCCGCCACUGCCGCCACCAAUAGCUGACCCAGAUAUACCUAAUGGACUCGACAUUGCAGAAAAACUAGCCGAAAGUAAUAUCGACCUUAGCUCCUUUGCUAAAUUGGAGCCAGAAAAACUUAACUCUAUUCUAGACAACAUCCUUAAAACAGUUAAUGAAGAGAUAAAUAAUCCGCCUCCGUCCCCACCUGUUGAUCCACCAACUCCUAUCGAUCAGAUUGUCCAAGAUGCAAGGAUAAAUCAAAUACAAGACAACGAAUUUGGAUUGGCAGAUAAUGGACCACUAGAUCAGUCGCAGAUUGAUAGAUUAUUAGGAAGCUUGCAGGGAGAAGGUGGUUUGAAACAGCCUAACAUAAUUGAAACACCUUUACCUACGCCUGAUGUCCGAGUUCCAAUAUUGAACAGACCCACACCAACACCCGAUGUCCCAGUUCCAACUGUGAACGACAUUGGUCCUACACCAGGGGCUCCCCUCUCCGAAUUUCCCUCAAUCGAUACAACCGAACUUGAUAAGGAACUUAAAAACAUACAGGAGGAAAUUCUCAGAACAUCAGUAGAAACUCAAUUACCAGACCUAAGAGAACCAACGUUACCUCCUAACGAUAAUUUGGGAAGUGCUCCACUCGUGAUUCAGGAUCUGGAAAGGAACGAGCAGAUAGACACAAUCCCCUCUGAAUUAGGUCUUGGAGAAGAGUUCACAUCAACUGUGAGAGGAAAUUUUCUUGAGGAUGGAUUUGACAGUGAUCAAGCUAAGCGGCUAGCAACUUUAUUAGAGCAGAGGCGUGAAAUACAACGGCGUCUGAGAGAACAAGAGCAGAUUAUUAUAAAUUCACCCGCUCCAAAUCCACUUCUGACCAGGAGAGCACCCUUCAGAAACAUCAACCGCGCUGCAACAGGACGGCUAAAUUUUUUCGAUGAAUUUGGAAAUUCUAUUGAUGAUAUCUCUUCAGUCAGUUCCCCACUCGUUGGCAAUAGCAUAAGUGUUGGGCGAGAUAUAAUAACUGAUUCUGAGAGUUUGCAAAAUAAUCGGGUCUUUGAUGCCCUUGCUCAAGCCGGACAAGUGAAUGCGCCUGAAAAUAUCCGUCAGAUAUUCUCAGAUGACGACGGAAUCAAUAGUCCUCCACCAUCAAUUUCAAGUCCUGGGAUAGUAACUCGAAAUCAAGCAGAUAGUGCUUCUGCAAGAAUAACGGAGGCAAUGAGAAAUGAUCCUUAUAUAAUGCCUGGACGUGCUCUAUUGACUGAUACUUCUGGGCAAACCCGGGGCAAUGGUAUUUCGUUUUCCCCACAGCAACAAGAAUUGAAUGCUUUACUAACCCAGAGAGAAUUACUAGAGGAUCAACUGUCUAGAAUAAGUAGCGUUGACAUUCAGACUACAGGAGGUGCUGGAGAUAUCCUUCCAAUUCCCCGAAACACAAGACUUUCGGUUUCUGAUGAUGAUAACAAUGGACUACCAGAAAGAGUGUUAAACUUAGGAUUAAACGAACGCGGAGACCUGUUAAGAGCUCCUCAAGGAACAAAUACUGUAGGAAGAAGAUUCAGAGCAGGAUUAUCAAACGUUGAUGAUUUCGUUCCUUUUGUAGGAUUAGGUCGUCUUAGACAACAAAACUUAAGAAGAGCACUUACACCUUCACAAAUAACAGACGCACCUUUCCCAAGAGGAGUGAGAACUGGUACUUUUUCCGAAAAUGAUGAUAUAGAGCCUCGUAUCCUUGGAUUCCAAAACCGCCGUGGAUUGUCUAGUUCUACCAGAAUUGGACCAGUUGUUGGCGACACACAAAGGUCCACUCCUUUAUCUACUGCCUUCAGAAGUGGCUUUGUCGAUACAUUACCAUCUAGUGUACGUGCUUCCUCAGGUUUUAUUCAGUCUGACUUUUCAGGAUCCUCGUCUUUACCUGAUGAUAUAAGGGAAUCGUUUAUUGGUACUACACGGGCUAGACAAAACUUAUUGCAGUCUGGAAGAACUUUAAGUGGUACCAGACAAACAGUACCAACUUCCACGAGUUCCUCUUCAUUUUUUGGAACUUUAUCUCCUAGACUUGACAGAACACCACUGAGUUUAUCAUCAGUGGAUUUAGAUGACGAUGUAUCUUCUCGACGUGGUGGUGACACACAAUCCUUGGGAACAAGAAACAGUGGACGGGAAACUGGAGGCUUUUUAACACAAACUUUUGACGAUUUCCCAGAAUUCAACAGGCAAGUUGCACAGCUUAUGAGCGGAGCAUCUGGAUUCGGUUCUGUUUCCUUUAGAAACCUUGCAGGUGAUGAUUUCAGAGAAAGAUCAAAUUUUCGCACUUUCCCUGUGGGUAAUAUAGGGAAUCGUAGAACAUUACGAUUUUUCAGGCCACAGAGAAGAACAUUUUCGACUCGAAUAUUUUAAUCGUACAUUUGAUAACGUUGUGUAGAACUAUUAUGAGAAUAAUCUGCACAUAGCAUUCGUUUUUUUUUCCCUUUUUUUGUGACAAAAUGUCAUCAAUUUCUGUAUUUUGCUUUCAUAAAAAAGUACUCAUAUGUUUGCAUAGAUUCAAAACUGAUAUAUUGAGAUUGAUUUUCAUGAGUGCAUAUUGUCUUCUCUCUCAUGUACAACUUAAAGGUUCAAUAUUAUACCUGAAAGAUACAUUUUCUUCUGAAGUGAUCAUGACGAUCAAAUUAUAGCUUACAAAUGGAGCAAAGUCGCGAUCAUCAACUUUUCUGACAAUUUACUGCCACUUCGGACAUUACUUAUUAUCAUAACGUGGUAUCUCUAUAGUCACUAUUUUAUCUAAUUUAAUGCCAGUCAUAAAAUCCUGUUUCCUGUUUCUGUGCGAAGACUGCAGUGUUUGUGACGUCACUAAGGACACAUCAAAAUCUGUUGGAAAUAAUGGCCGCGACGGCUUGGUUGAACAGGAAAAAAAAUGUUCGUAAGCCUCUUAUAGGAAAGUUAUUUUAACACACUGAUGGAGAAUGUCUAUCACAUAACAAAAGAUAUUACAGGAAUGUUACAACUGUAAACUGUACAUCAUUGACCUUACAUAAGAACGUUAAUGAUUUUUUUUUAUUAAAGCCUUCGAAGUCUGUUUUAUUUAGUACUGGACUCUGUAACAAUAUUAAUGUAACUUUUGUCUUAAAUGUUUAAUUUACCUUAUAUAAACCAGAAAAAAAUAUCAAUAAUAUCCUCGGCUUCUCCCCAGUCAUCGACAUACGUAUGGUUAAUAUGAAACAGAUUAAUCAAAUACAAAGUCCAUAUUGUAUAUUGUUUUCAUCUUGUUUAAAAUUGUGUGCUUGUUUUUUCUUUUAGAUAUUGACUAGAUUGACUUUAUUUUUAUGCAAAAGGUGACCAAAAUAAACGAAAUAAAAGUGUU
This is a messenger RNA of Saccostrea echinata, 3602 nucleotides long. RefSeq lists its product as uncharacterized. Bases 83 to 2641 code for a protein of 852 amino acids. The record is from RefSeq and is a predicted model, not a curated record. The transcript has 2 exons. Lineage: Eukaryota; Metazoa; Mollusca; Bivalvia; Ostreida; Ostreidae.